Molecule: messenger RNA, 2968 nt
Organism: Andrographis paniculata
Lineage: Eukaryota; Viridiplantae; Streptophyta; Magnoliopsida; Lamiales; Acanthaceae
Product: J domain-containing protein required for chloroplast accumulation response 1
Exons: 10
Coding region: 319-2493 (724 amino acids)
Biological process (GO): clathrin-dependent endocytosis; clathrin coat disassembly
Cellular component (GO): vesicle; cytoplasm; intracellular membrane-bounded organelle
Molecular function (GO): clathrin binding
Source: RefSeq, a predicted model, not a curated record
UGGCGUUCUUUUCUUCCGUUUCUUAUCCUCAUUCAUUUGUUCAUCGUCCAUCAUCUGUGGCUUCAGUUUGUUGCCACAUUUUGAUUCUUUCUUCCAAUGCGCCUGCCUGGCCCCCCCAUUUGACAUGUCUCCUUCCUGCUCCACCAGAUUCAAGCUUUCCUUCUUGUAGCAGAAACUUUUAUUCGAUUUCGUUCAGGGCCAACUCCAACUGAACGCUCCAACUCCUCCAUUAAUGGCCGUUUUCGAGCGCCAUUCGCGUGAACUGUUUUGAGGGUUUCCCGCCAAACAGGGGGAGCAAUUUUUGAACUGCAAUCAUCUAUGGAGAAGUUUGUGCGGCGGGAGAAUGGAAGCUCGGAGGACAUGGAUUUCAACGACGUUUUCGGGGGGCCGCCGAGGCGGUUUUCGAACCAGGAAGUGAAGUGGAGGUACAGUUUCGGUGAAGCGGAGGAAUCCGCUGAGGAAACCGUCCUGUCAACGCCGCCAUGGAGCUCGCUUAACGAGAAGCCGGUUUUCGGAGAGGACAACGUGCACAGAAGACGACAUCAACAAGGCGAUGACUUCUUCGACGACAUAUUCAGAGGUGAAGACUCCACAUACGGUUCCCCAAGAAGGACCGAUCGUGAUCGGGACAGCGGAUUCGGAUCGAGCCCUGGUUCCAGGAUCUUGAGCCCCGCCAAGCCUCUGCCUCCAAAAGCCGAACCAUUCGGCACUUCAGUUCCUGCCCAAUUCAGUCUGCCUGCUAAGCUACACAAAGGCCUGGAGCUUCCUGCAUUUGCUUCCAAUGGCGAAUGCAAGAUGGAUGGGAGCAGCCCAAAUGGAUUAGCCACUCUAAAUUCAUCAGUUUCUUUCCCUAGAUUGGAUGAGUAUCCGAUGUACCGUCAAAGCCCUUUGUCCCGUGGAGCUUCUCUUAGGCGCGAAGAUUUGCUGUCCACGGAAGCUACUGUUGAUCAGAAAGGAAAUGUUGAAAUUUUGAACAAGGAUAAGAGAAAUGUAGAUGGCAUAGGCAAUCAGUUCCACUUCUCGAUUUACAAAUGGGCAGGCAGUGAAGUUUCUAUGCUUUUGCCUCUUGUGGGCAGGGAUUAUAUAAAACCAAGAGGCGAUAGUAAGUGUGAUCGGUCCGCAAGCUCCAAUGGGCAGAUAGAGAGUAAGAUGUCGAGCCAUGUUAUGAAAAGUAGAGGGCUUUCAACUGUAAUGUCUGAAUCCUUGAGUGCAGAAGUGAAGAAGGAAGAUUUGAGGAGAGUAGAAGAUAUGAAAGAAGUGCAAGAUUCUGUUAAAGAUAAAGUGCUUCAUGAAACUUCUGAGGUGAUGCCACGUGUCAAUGGAAGAACGGAAAAGAAAGUCUUGGUGAAGAAAGAAGCAUCGCUCCGGUUUGAGCUAAAGCCUCUUCAUGCAUUUCUUGGAGAUGAAACUGUUCAAUUAGAGAAGAAAACUGAGAAAGAAGCCCCUCUGAAGAAACAAGAAUCUCUCCGGUUUGAGCUGAAGUCUCUUCAUACAUUUCUUAGUGAUGAAGUUGACGCCAUGGAGCAAACUGAAGAAAAUGUGCCACUGAAUAAGGAGGAACCUCCUCAGUCUGAGCUCAAGUCUCUUCACGCGUAUCUCAACAAUGCAGUUGAGCUACCAGUAAACAACAUGGAGAUGAAAGAAAACAAGAACAGAACUCCUAAUGGAAUCCACAGUUCUAAAGCUGUGAAUAAAAAUGAAGGAACAAGAAUUUCUUCAAAUGGAGUAACGGACCAAUCUAACUUGCAAGCUGCAGCAGCAAAUUCAAGAGCGACUGGUGCUGGGGAUAAUGGUGUAAAGGGAAAGGUUAAGGAAUUUGUUCAGAUAUUCAACAAGGAAGCCGAUUCGAGACCUAAAGGCAGUUUUCAAAGAAGAAAUCUAAAUAAUAAAUGGACAGCUAACGAUGGUGACCAGAAAGAGAAUGGAUCAGCCACAGAUUCAGCGGACGUAAAAGAAAAGGUGGUUGAAAAUCUCAACAAUGAUGAAGCUCAUCCUCGCUCGCCUGCAACACCAACAAGUCAUACAACUCAUCGAUCUUCUACUAAUCAGAAGAAUGGAUUUGCAUCAGAGAGGCUCCGCAGAGACUCAAAGAUUUACAUGGAAAAUUUUGAUGAUCUUUUGGAAGACGAUUUCCUGGUUCAAGAGUUACCUGACGAGCCUGUAAAGGUUACAGAGAGUGAAGAUCUUGAUGACACAAAAGCUAUAGAUGCUAAAAUUCGUCAAUGGUCAUUUGGGAAGAAAGGAAACAUCCGGUCUCUGCUAUCAACACUGCAAUUUGUUCUUUGGUCUGAUAGUGGAUGGAAACCGGUGCCCCUCGCCGAUCUAAUCGAGUCAAAUUCUGUAAAGAGAGCCUAUCAGAAAGCCUUACUACGCCUACAUCCCGACAAGCUCCAGCAGAAAGGUGCAGCGUUUCAUCAGAGAUAUGUAGCCGAAAAGGUUUUCGACAUUCUUCAGGAUGCGUGGGACCAAUUCAAUACUCUUGUUCCUAUCUGACCAUCAAAUUGAGGCUGUGGUAUCAAUUCUUACUGAGCAAUUCAGAAAAGGCCAACAAGAAGAUUUCAUGAAUAACCAUGCAUGAUAUGUGUCCAAAAGUACUACUUAUUUUGAGAAGGGUGAAACAAGAAAUGCAGCCCUCAAAACUCAAAUAUGUUCAUUUAUAGUUAGUGAUGAUGCUCAUUGUAGAGAGAAUAUAUAUAUAUAUAUAUAUAUAGAGAGAGAGAGAGAGAGAGAGAGAGAGAGAGAGAGAAUAUUAGGCAGGAUGAUAUGGGCUAUGAAACAUCUGUAUUCAUUGCUAUGAUCAAGUGACUAGAGAUAAGAUAAUAAGCAUGAAAUUAGGUAGGAUGUUCACAGGUCAGGUGACACUUCAUAGUCUAGAAUAGUCUUUUGAUUCUAUAAACAUGUGUGGUUUUAGAGCUUAAAUUAAUCAACAAUUGUAUUAUAGCCGAUUGCUUUUACUGUUCGAGAUAUA